AAGUUACCAGUUACCUCGCUUCGUAAUAGCCUACAGGUGACGAACUGUAAUCCUAUGUGCUUCUCUGGAGAUAAACAUAUUGAUCGUUAGUCAAAAGUCGAAGCUUUUGAUGCGAUAUGUAACCUAACAAUGAAGAUCCUGGUUUUCCUGGCCCUCCUGGGAAUAGGUCUAGGCCUACAUUUCGCUGCAGCAGUGACUCACUCUUUGAAGUAUUUCUACACUGCGUCUUCUGGAGUCCAAAACCUGCCAGAGUUUGUGGCUGUUGGGUUGGUUGAUGAAGUUCAGAUAAUUCACUUUGACAGUAACACCAGGAGAGCAGAACCUAAACAGGACUGGAUGAGCAGAGUCACAGCAGGAAAACCUGACUACUGGGAGAGGGAGACGCAGGUGUUGUUGAAUAAACAGCAGGUCUUCAAAGGCAACAUUGACAUUGCAAAGCUGCGCUUCAACCAAACUAGAGGUGCACACGUUUUCCAGAACAUAUAUGGCUGUGAGUGGGACGAUGAGACUGGAGAGGUUAGAGGUUAUGAUCAGUUUGGUUAUGAUGGAGAAGACUUCAUGGCAUUUGACGUGAAGACAGAGACAUGGAUCGCUCCAACACCACAGGCUUUCAUCACCAAACAAAAGGUUGAUCACGACCAAACUUUGAAAGCACAAGACAAGAACUACCUGACCCGGAUUUGCGUUGACUGGCUAAAGAAGUAUUUGGACUAUGGGAGGAGCUCUCUGCUGAGAACAGACCUUCCCUCAGUGUCUCUCCUCCAGAAGACUCCCUCCUCUCCAGUCAGCUGCCACGCUACAGGUUUCUACUCUGACAGAGCCCUGAUGUUCUGGAGGAAAGAUGGAGAGGAGCUUCAUGAGGACGUGGACCACGGAGAGAUCCUCCCCAACAACGAUGGAUCCUUCCAGAUGAGUGUUGACCUGAAUCUUUCAUCAGUCACACCUGAAGACUGGAGGAGGUACGAAUGUGUGUUUCAUCUCUCUGGUGUGAAGGACGACAUCAUCACCAAACUGGACAAAGCAAAGAUCAGAACCAACUUGGGUAAGACUGGAAACAGAAGUUAUGAAGAGAAGCCCACUGAUAUCAUCAUCAUCUCCAUCAUUGCUGCAGUGGUUGUUGCUGUCAUCGUCCUCAUUGCAGUGAUUGGAUUCUUCAUUUACAAAAAGAUAAAAGAGUCAAAGUCUUCUUCAAAGAAUUCUUCCACAAAAAUUGACACACAAUUUAUUAAAGAGUCAAAGUCUUCUUCAAAGAAUUCUUCUACAGAAAGUGUACACAGCGACACACCAUUGAUUAAAGGACGUCAAGGCAGUGACACCACUGAUUAAGAAGCGAGCAAGAGUUUGAAAAGAACUUCACUUCAUGAGAAAUCUUCAAAACUGACUACAGUAAAGUCACAAAUCAUUAAUUCAAACAUAAAUAAGAGGUUCACCACACCACUAAAAUUGAAAUAGCUUUGACCUUUUAUAAGGUCAAUAUUAUAAUAAAUAAUAAUAAUAAUAAAAAAUAUAUUAUUUCAUACUUUUGUAUGGAAAAUGGAUCAAAAGACAAACUCACAGAGAAUUCACUCUGUUCGGUGAAUGAAACAUAUUGGGCAGAAAACUCAAACAAGGUUGACGCAGAACUUCAACACUAUGAACUACAUUCUCUUGAAUGUUAAAUGGCAAUGUUUCAUUCCACAGUGGAUCUUAAUGAUAAAUAAUCAAAAAAUAUAUACAUAUUGAAUGUAAAUGAUCAAUUAAUUCAUAUUAGAGGAUGACAUUUUGGGGGGAAACCUGUGGGUCACGGGAUUCCUUUGGGAUGGGAGUCAAGCGGGUUUCAGGCAGGAACACAGGGGACUUCAGACAUCCAGACUAUGAAAACUAUAUGUUCUAUUAAAGAUGAAAGUGAUUUCAUAAAAUAUAAAAAUACAUCAAUUGUGAGAAGACUAGAUUCACAUCACAGCCUUGUUGAUGCAACAUUUGUUCAAUUGAAAGUUGUACAUGCGGAAUAUACGGAAAAGGUUGUUCUCGCUGUUAUGUGAGUCAUAAAUCAGCUUUUUAUAUAUAUAAAUAUAAUAACAUGAGAAACUACUUUCAGACUUUGUUUUUAUCAGGAAUGGGAUGGGACUGGAGUGAAAAUCCAAUUCCAUCCCUCUCUACUUAAAAUACAAGAGGAGGUGUUCCCACUGUUGACAAAUGUGUCUGUAAAUAGGUAAAUGUAGAUCUGUCUAUAUAAAUAUUUUUUCAUAUUUCUUGUGUUAAUAUAUUACAUGAUGAUUUAACACAUUGGAGAUGCUCUCUCAUGUCUUUUUUUGGGGGGGGUUGAGUUAAAUAAAGAUGCACAAGAACAAAAAAUAUCAGUAAGCUUGUCAUCACAUGAUUCAUUUUAUGGUUUGGGUGUUUAUGUGAUAUUCUUCUUCUGGAUGGUUUGAAGCUGGUAAAGUUUAUUUUACAAAUGCAAAUGUUCAUAUAGACACACAUAUCCACACACACUGGCAUGUGUCAGUUUAAGAUUUAUUUUGUAGAUGUGUAAAUGCUCAAUCAAAUUUAAUUUUUAUGUAAAUGUUGGAUUUUUCUUGAAGUUGUUUUUUUGCAGUGUUUAAUGUGACUGUUUCUUAGAUUGAUAUUCUAUAGGUUGGUAUAAUAUGCGGGGUGGUUCUGUGACAUCAUUGAUCAUAUUAUUUGUUUUGAUUGCAGGACUUUCACCUAUAUUUCUAUUGUAUUGGUACUGGAGCUACUGGAGUAUUCCUUACCCCACUGUAAAGUCCAUUAAACAGAAAGGCCUACA
This is a messenger RNA of Micropterus salmoides (largemouth bass), 2767 nucleotides long. RefSeq names its product H-2 class I histocompatibility antigen, Q9 alpha chain-like. Gene Ontology annotation, biological process: immune response. Gene Ontology annotation, cellular component: external side of plasma membrane. The record is from RefSeq and is a predicted model, not a curated record. The transcript has 9 exons. Bases 130 to 1326 code for a protein of 398 amino acids. NCBI's taxonomy places the organism in Eukaryota, Metazoa, Chordata, Actinopteri, Centrarchiformes, Centrarchidae.